Solanum dulcamara is the source of this 3793-nucleotide messenger RNA. Its product is annotated as pentatricopeptide repeat-containing protein At1g71490-like. Gene Ontology annotation, molecular function: RNA binding; protein binding. The coding region runs from base 380 to 2593 and encodes 737 amino acids. The transcript has 7 exons. Gene Ontology annotation, biological process: RNA modification. The record is from RefSeq and is a predicted model, not a curated record. NCBI's taxonomy places the organism in Eukaryota, Viridiplantae, Streptophyta, Magnoliopsida, Solanales, Solanaceae.
UCAUCGCUCUCAACAUCGUGGUCCAAUAAAUUUUUUCCUUUAGUGUGUUAUAUUGAUUCUUUUUACCCAUCUUGUGGAAGUUCCUAAUACUACAACAAAUGGUGUUGGGCAUAAGCCCGUGUCUUGCACGGGCACUACCCAUCUAGUUGACCACUAAACUGCAGUUUUUGCUUAACUUGUUCAAGUAACAAAGUUGGAAGGCCGAUGUUAGGGUGGAGUGGGCACAAAUCCUUACUGGAGAUACGGGGUAGAUUGGCUAAAAAUCAAUCUUUUUAAGCUGCUACAAACUGUUUGUUGGUGUUGCAAAUGCGUGGGAAAUGCAGACGAUACCCGUCCACAAUUUUGUUAUUACUAAUUAUAGUUUUACCAUUUUUAGUUUAUGCGAUCCUGCUUCAGUGUGCUACCAAGAAACCUUCUGCUGUCCCAAAUUCAGAAGUUCAUACCUAAAAAAUGGAGAAAUGUUAGAGAAUCAGAUCCCCGAAACUGUGGCCAGUCCUUGCUGUGUAGUGCACAUGAAUGUAUAUCAGGGCCUUGUAAAGCAAGUAAUGAAUCUAUGGUGGAUUGCCUACUGACAACCUUGAAGGACUUUGCGGGCCAAGGUCACAUAUGCAAAGCCUUUAGAACUUUUUCUCUAAUUCGGACUCAUGUCUCCUCUCAAACCCCUUGUGAUCUUGUUAUACAGUCAUUAUCAUCUCUUUUAUUAUGUUGUACUAAUUGCAAGUCACUCUCCGAAGGGAAACAAAUUCAUGCCCACAUUAUUAAUUUGGGCGUUGCACAUAGUUGGAAUUUGGUGCCAAGGAUAAUUACCUUCUAUACGACCUUUGGUUUACUUGAUGAUGCUCAUGAAAUUGCCGGCACUUCAAAUAUUUUGCACCCUCUCCCUUGGAAUCUCCUUAUUUCUUCUUAUGUUAGAAGGGGGCGGAAUGAAGAGGCAUUCUCUGCCUAUAGGCAGAUGGUGAAUAGAGGUGUAAGACCCGAUGAUUUCACUUAUCCAUCUGUUCUAAAGGCCUGUGGUGAACAAAUAAAUCUUGUUUUUGGCCGGGAUAUUCACAAAUCUAUAGAUGCUAGUUUGCUAGAGGGUAACUUGUUUGUCCAGAAUGCUUUAGUUUCUAUGUAUGCGAAAUGCGGGGAAGUCGAUGUUGCACAUGAUAUAUUUGAAAGGAUGCCAAUUAAGGAUGUAGUUUCUUGGAAUUCAAUGAUCUCUGGUUAUGCUACCAAAGGUAUGUGGAGUAAAGCUUUUGAGCUUUUUGAUAAAAUGAGGGCUGCUGGUGCUGAAAUGGAUAUUAUUACUUGGAACACCAUAGCUGGAGGUUGCUUGAAGACAGGUAACUUUAUUGGGACUCUUAAAUUGUUCUCUCAAAUGAGAACUUGUGGAAUUCAGCUAGAACCUGUGGCAACCCUUAUUGGUUUGGGUGCAUGUUCCCACACCGGUUUGUUAAAAAAUGGAAAAGAAAUUCAUGGCUUAGUGAUUCGAAGUCACCUUGAUGAUUUUGAUAAUGUAAGAAACGCUUUAAUUAAUAUGUAUGCCAGAUGUGAGGCACUUAAGCAGGCAUACAUUUUGUUUCAGCGUGUUGGCUCUAAAACUGUAAUUACCUGGAAUACAAUCAUAUCUGGCUUUGCACAUUGGGACAGGUCUGAGGAAACCUCCUUUCUUUUCCGAGAAAUGUUGCUUUCUGGUUUUGAGCCGAAUUAUAUCACUAUAGCAGGCAUUCUCCCCCUGUGUGCUAGGGUGGCAAAUUUACAACAUGGGAAAGAAUUUCACUGCUAUCUUGCAAGGCGUGAAGGAUUUGAGGAACAUUUGCUCUUGUGGAAUUCACUUGUGGAUAUGUAUGCAAGAUCUGGAAAGGUUGUUGUAGCCAGAAAGCUGUUUAAUUUGAUAAGCAAGAAAGAUGCAAUUACCUACACUUCGCUGAUAGCAGGAUAUGGUAUUCAAGGUGAAGGAAGAGAAGCAAUUGAACUAUUUAAUGAGAUGAUAAAACUCCAUAUAAAACCAGACCAUGUGACCAUGGUUGCUGCUUUGUCAGCCUGUAGUCAUUCAGGCCUUGUGAUGCAGGGCCAGAAACUAUUUGAACAGAUGCAAAGUACUUAUGGUAUAAGUCCUCAUCUGGAGCACUUCUCUUGCAUGGUUGACCUUUUUGGUAGGGCUGGUCUACUUAAAAAGGCAGAGGAAAUUAUCAUAAAGAUGCCUUAUGAACCAACACCUGAAAUGUGGGCAACUCUCCUUGGAGCAUGUAAGAUUCAUAGGAAUACUGAGAUAGGAGAAUGGGCAGCUGAGAAGCUGCUGGGGCUGAGGCCUGAUAAUCCUGGAUACUACGUGUUGAUUGCUAAUAUGUAUGCGGAUGCUGGGCGUUGGGACAAACUGGCAAAAGUGAGGACCCUCAUGCGGGAUUUCGGUGUAAGAAAAUCUCCAGGAUGUGCUUGGGUUGAUACGGGUUCUGGCUUUUCUCCCUUUUUGGUUGAAGAUACCUCCAGUGGCCAAAGUAAUGAAAUUUAUUGUCUACUGGGAGGGCUGAAUAGGCAAAUGAAAGACACUGGUCAUUUGUCUACAGAGGAUUCGUCUUCUGAAGAAGAACUUUGUGAAGGACUCCUUUAGGAAACAGAAGGUGAGACUCGGAUCCAGUCCUUUGACUAUUUCCGUAAGAACUUUGCUCAUCUUUCCUGUUGCGAGGUAUAUCCUAUCCCUCAUGCAGAAUAUGUGCCAGUUUGAUCGAACAUUCUGCUUUUUCUGCCACGGUUGAGGUAAAUGACUGUUUUAUGCAUAUCAGCACUUUCUUUUAACCAUGUGCAAAGAAAAGUUAGCAAAUACUUUGACUUGUGAUUCUUUCAAUGCCAUAGUUGUCUUUUCACCCCCUGUCUGAAGCUAGCAUGACUUUCUUUAUCUUUUUUACCACUGAUAAUGUUUUCUCUUUACAGGUUGCAGGUUUUGGAGAGUAAUGAAACACUUGGAGAAUUUAUUUCAAUCUUCAAGGCUUAUGAUCUCAGUUCGAAUGACCAGGGUUCUUUCGCUGCAGCAUACGUUUUCAUUUGCAAGAUAAAUCCCUGGGUGCAGACUCAUUCUUUUCCAAAUAAUACUACUGUUCAUUUUAUUACAUUCAAUUUUAUAGGGUUCUCAUGUCUGAUGACUUCAUUCCAGGGGCACUUUGCAAGCUGGAGCUAAGGUUAUUGUUCAUCUUGUCAAAGCUAUAGGGGAAAGUUGAGCAAAUGAACUUCUUCAAUAGGAAAGUGGAGGCAAGUGGUUAGGGUGUGUGUACAAACUCUUACUGGAGAUAAGAUUCGUCAGUUAUGUUGGAAAACGCCAUUGCGAAAUGCUAACGCAAUUAUAACCUUCAAAUAGAAGUGGAAAGCCUUGACUGGAGAACACAAGUGCUUUUUAGUGAUGAUUCCAAAACAAAAAAGAGCACAGGUUCAAGAGUGACUUGGUUAUUGUUUCGCUUUCAGAUUUGUCAGUUGCCUUUGGAAGUGCCAUUGCUAACACAACAGUUCAAUUACAACCUUCAAAGAGGAGUGGAAAGCACUGACUGGAGAAUGAGAGCGCCAGUGUGUUGGUAGAAGUUGUUACUUUAUCUGUCAACUGGCGUUUUGCUUAGUUUUCUUAUUUGUGUCAGUUUGUUUGAUGACCAUUCUUAUCUCUGAUUUCCAUCUUUUAAUAUUCUCUUAUAGAUGAUUCCAAAACAAAAAAGAGCUGAGCUUGUUCUUUUUUCUAUCUAUAAUCUCUGAAAGGAAAAAAAUGUACAUUGUGUGCCAUGAGACCACCUUAUCCUUUCAAAAUCUAUAUGAUACUUAUGUAAUAACA